Messenger RNA from Coregonus clupeaformis (lake whitefish), 1238 nucleotides. RefSeq names its product histone H1-like. The coding region runs from base 64 to 687 and encodes 207 amino acids. The transcript has a single exon. The record is from RefSeq and is a predicted model, not a curated record. Gene Ontology annotation, molecular function: DNA binding; structural constituent of chromatin. Lineage: Eukaryota; Metazoa; Chordata; Actinopteri; Salmoniformes; Salmonidae. Gene Ontology annotation, biological process: nucleosome assembly. Gene Ontology annotation, cellular component: nucleosome.
GCGUCUACAGCAAACUUCUCCUCGCAGACCGUGUGUGUGUACCGGACCAAACCACAGACAGACAUGGCAGAAGUCGCACCAGCACCCGCAGCAGCCGCGCCGGCCAAGGCACCCAAGAAGAAGGCAGCAGCCAAGCCCAAAAAAGCGGGACCCAGCGUAGGAGAGCUCAUCGUCAAGGCUGUGACCGCUUCCAAGGAGAGGAGCGGCGUGUCCCUGGCCGCGCUCAAGAAGACGCUGGCGGCAGGCGGCUACGACGUGGAGAAGAACAACUCCCGCGUCAAGAUCGCAGUCAAAAGCCUCGUCACCAAGGGCACCCUGGUCCAGACCAAGGGCACCGGUGCAUCCGGCUCCUUCAAGCUCAACAAGAAAGCUGUCGAGGCGAAGAGGCCCGCCAAGAAAGCCGCAGUCCCCAAAGUAAAGAAGGUGGCCGCCAAGAAGCCCGCCGCGGCGAAGAAGCCCAAGAAGGUAUUAGCCAAGAAGGCCGUCGCCGCAAAGAAGUCCCCCAAGAAGGCCAAGAAGCCCGCUACACCCAAAAAGGCCGCCAAGAGCCCCAAGAAGGUGAAGAAGCCCGCCGCAGUGGCCAAGAAGGCGGCAAAGAGCCCCAAGAAGGCUACAAAGGCAGCCAAGCCCAAAGCCGCCAAGCCCAAGGCAGCCAAGGCCAAGAAGGCAGCCCCCAAGAAGAAGUAAACCUAUUACAAACAGUGUUCUACUCGACACAUGUUGUACCACAAAAGGCUCUUUUAAGAGCCACCCACCUCUUUCCAUAGAAAGCGCAUUGAUUUCCAUGUACUACCUGUCGUGAAAAAGAAAUUACGCACACAACAUUGUCUCACUCUGGGUGUGUGCGAAGGGAGAGGCAUAUACUAGAGGGCCAAAAUGGCUUAGAAAUUUGACCUCACGAGUGCACCCUCACCAGCCAUUUGUAUAUGAGUCACUGGGCUAUUCCCGUUCAGAGGCAGGCUGCUGUGAUGUGUUACAAGUGCCAUGUAAUAACAAUAACAAUACUAUAGUGGCUUCGAUUUCAAACUCACGAGUGCACCCUCAACAGCCAUAUUUAUAUAUGAGCCACUGGGCUAUUCCCGUUCAGAGGCAGGCUGCUGUGAUAUUUUACAAGUGCCAUGUAAUAACAAUACUAUAGUGGCUUCGAUUUCAAACUCACGAGUGCACCCUCAACAGCCAUAUUUAUAUAUGAGCCACUGGGCUAUUCCGUUCAGAGGCAGGCUGCUGUGAUAUGUUAC